UUCCAUUAACAAACACUUCAUAACACAUUCCACGAAAACGCCAAUAUAAAUACAGUAGGAUUGCUGACACAUAUAACGUCGUGUAAAUAUACGUCACAACACGAGGAAGUGAGAAAGUACGUAUCAAAACGUACAGCUGUAGAGCCAUACAAUCCUGGUGUCAUACUUCUGUGUAACCAAAACUUUAACACACAACUGUCAUCAUGAGCAGCCUCAGAAGACCCAGCAAAGUCCGCGCACAAAGCCCUGACCAGCCCAGAGCCAAAGGCAACAGAAAGAGUAAAGAGCAGAGAGAUACUAGUGACAGACAACCUCCGGUGUGCGCCAACAGCAAGAGCGAUGAAAAACCCGCAUCAAAACGGCAGAGUAACAAGCAGAGAGAUCUUUCCAACCGUGACAGAGAAUCCGAAUCUCAGGAGAGCAAGUCUGAAGAACAACGCGCAAUAUCUAGAAGAACGCAUAAAUCUGCUCACAAUAACGUUGAGAGUAUUCGCGAAGCGCAAGCAUCCAAGAAUGACACAAGGGAAACAGGAGACACAAAUCGACAGAGUAAAAAGCAGAACGAUCCUCAGAACUGUGAAAGUGAAGACAAACCUCAGAAGACCACGAAGAGCAAGUGCGAUAAAAACCCCGCGCCAAAACGAGCGAGCAACAACCGGCAGAGUAAAAAGCAGCGAGAUCCUUCCAGUCGAGGCACAGAUUACGAAUCUCCGGAGGGCUCCAAAAGCAAAUCUGAAGAAAAAUACGUAGCUGAAUCCCCAAGAACGCACAGAACUGUUCCUAAUAAUGCACAUCGUACUGACGAGGCGCAAAUUUCCCAGAAUGACAGACAGGUCGCCCCUCCAGCGGUUUGCGCGGGCAAAUUUGAAGGCAAAGAGAAAAGCGCGCAAAAUCCCGGCGCGCUUGACACUGACGCUGGACAGACGCGUGCGGCCGAAAUAUCUACAAUGAGGAUGCGAAGCGUUGAAGACAACAUAGGAAAAGUUCUCCGUGCCACUAUUGAAAAAUUAAAGAUCAAAACAUCCGAGCGGUCUAAAGCGUCCAGCUGUGUUAAUGAUAUCACGGAUGCAGUCAUUGCACAUCUGAAACAAAAUAUGUCUUGGUGUGAAUAUAUUGAGUGCUUAAGAUCAGGAAGCUAUUAUGAAAACCUUAAAAUCUGUGAACCUGACGAAUUUGAUGUGAUGCUGACUAUUCCGGUGGAGAGGGUGGAUAUUCAGAACUUCAGUGAUAAUGGAGCAUUUUACAGUGUUGCACUGAAACGAAGUCCAAAUAAACAUCCACUGAACAAAUUUCUAAAUGAAGACAAGACAAUACGGGCCAGUGAAAUGCUUAGUGAAUUCAGAGAUGCUGUUAAGGAUGCUUUGGAGAGACUUUCAUAUAAAAUUGUGGUAGAGCGCAAGAAGGCAAGAUGCCCUGCAGUGACAUUGCAGGUAACAGAAAAUGGAAAGACAAUUUCCAUCGACUUUGUUCUUGGGCUUAAGGUCCACAGUUCAAGCUGGCCACCCUUUACAAAAGAUGGUUUCAAGGUAGAAAACUGGCUUGGUACAAAGGAGAAAGCUGAUCUGAAACGUCAACCAUUCUACCUGGUGCCUAAAUAUGAGGGAAAAGGAAAUGCAGAGCAUGAUGGAGUUGUGGCAAAGGAUGCCUGGCGAAUCUCUUUUUCACAUGUUGAGAAAGACAUCCUGAAAAGGCAUGGCCAUUCCAAGACAUGCUGUGAGGCCAGAGGACAGAAAUGUUGCAGGAAGGAGUGUCUAAAGCUUCUGAAGUAUCUUCUUGGACAACUCAAAAAGAAGCACCCAAAAGAGAUGUCCAACUUCUGCUCCUACCAUGCAAAGACCACCCUGCUCCAUGCUUGUGCUGAAAGGGUAGAGGACAGUGAGUGGGCUUCUAAUCAGCUGGCCGACUGCUUCCAUCAGCUUUUGGAAGACUUUAUUGAACACCUUAGAAAACGAGAUCUCCCUAAUUUUUUCGUCCCAUCCCAUAACCUCAUACAUCCAUCCUAUCUGAAUAAGAGCAGCUGUGAUUUUCUAGCACAGCAAAUUGAAAUUCAACGAAACAACAACUUUCCAAUAUUCUGUUGAGUUCACAUUUUCUAAUUAUAUUGAAGUAUGUUCUGUCCCCCUCUUUCAUCUUCAUUGUUAAUUUGAGAAAUUAUACUAUGCAAGACUGUAUGAUAGACAUUGUACAUUUGAGGUUAUUUUUAAGAAUGGUUUCCUGUCAAAUACUCAUCUUCUGAUUCUUUUACUCUAAUAUCACAUUCCAUUUGUUAAUCUAUUUUAAUUACUUGUUUACUUGCAUCAAUAUAGAUAUUUUACACUUCUAUUUAUUUUGUACUACUAAAUGCUUUAUUGCAGUUGUAAUGAGCAAAAUUCUUUGCAAAGGGUAAUGAUUAAGCAUCAUUAAUUUCUCAUGGUUUAUCAGGGUGUAUUAUCAUUAGGUUGGCUGAGGAGUUGCUGCUAUGGUAAAUUGUAAAUUCUUGGUUUCAUGCAUGCUAUAAUGUGGUGUUCACAGUUUGUGUGUUUUGGAACAUCUCUGACAGCACUAGAUUUUCCCCUGGGAGUUCUCAUAAUAAAGAAAGCUUUGGAUCACCACAGUUUGUUUUGUAAAUUUGACUUAGAGAAAGUUGUUUUUUUUAAACAACAAUUAUCUUUUAAAAUACAAUUCAGUAAAUAUAUUUCAAGCAGUUUUACUGGUUUUAUUAGAUAUGUGUUUAACUGAACAAGAUUAAGGUACAUAAUCUACAGUUAGGAGCAUGAGCCUCACAUCAGCCACAAUUUGGAUGUGUAAAAAUGAUACAACUGGAAAAAAUUAAAUAAAUAAAAAAAUCUCCCAUUAAAGGAAUACAUCCUGUGUGCAUAUAAAAUGAUUCAGAAAGAUAAAACAAGUUAAAUAAGAGUUGUUUACAAGAACUUCACUGGCCUCUCUACAAAAUAGAGGAUACAAAUUUUAAAAGCUAAUAAAUUAAACUCCAGGCAUUGAUCUGAAAAAUAAAAUAAAAUAUCAGUACUACUUCCUAUGGCAUGACACAAUGUCUUAACAUCAGAAAUUUGGUUUGGAACAAUGUAAAGAUUUUGGUAGAAUCGUGGCUGAAAAUAUUUUAUUUUCCAUAUCGUUACCUAAAAAUCGGUUGACAUUUCCUUUGUUGCUGUAAUAGGAAAGCAGGAGGUGGAUGAAACAAAUUAAUAUUACCUUUCAAGAGAUCAGAAGCGCCGGUCCGAGCC
This is a messenger RNA of Myxocyprinus asiaticus (Chinese sucker), 3221 nucleotides long. RefSeq names its product cyclic GMP-AMP synthase-like. NCBI's taxonomy places the organism in Eukaryota, Metazoa, Chordata, Actinopteri, Cypriniformes, Catostomidae. The record is from RefSeq and is a predicted model, not a curated record. Gene Ontology annotation, cellular component: cytosol; nucleus; site of double-strand break. The transcript is spliced from 5 exons. Bases 204 to 2081 code for a protein of 625 amino acids. Gene Ontology annotation, biological process: positive regulation of type I interferon production; cellular response to exogenous dsRNA; activation of innate immune response. Gene Ontology annotation, molecular function: chromatin binding; double-stranded DNA binding; 2',3'-cyclic GMP-AMP synthase activity.